Trichoderma citrinoviride is the source of this 1095-nucleotide messenger RNA. RefSeq lists its product as hypothetical. Bases 1 to 1095 code for a protein of 364 amino acids. The record is from RefSeq and is a predicted model, not a curated record. The transcript has 2 exons. NCBI's taxonomy places the organism in Eukaryota, Fungi, Ascomycota, Sordariomycetes, Hypocreales, Hypocreaceae.
AUGUCCAAAUACGCCGAAAUGGCCAAGGGCAAAUUGUCCGCGGGCCGCGAAAAGGCCUCGGACUUCAAGGGCAAAGCAAAGGGCAAGGUGACCAAGCACAUCCCCGGACGAGGCAACAAAGACGACUCCAGCGAUGGUCCGUCUCACGUCGCCGCCCCCUUGAGCUCCCUCCGUGAUCCAAACUCGUUCGCUCCUCCGCCCAAGCGUACCGGCUCCGCCCUCGCGCCUCCGCCGCCUCCCUCCACAGCCAAGCGAUCCGUCAUCAUGGCACCGUCAAAGUAUCAAGACCCCCACGGGCCAAAGGUCGAGCCGCCGCCGAAAUUCGCCGACGAGAGGCAGCUGCAGGCGUACGAAUCUGGGGGGGAAGCCCAGCCAGCAUCGUCGUCGUCGCCCAGGCCCUACCGGGUGGACACGACGGGCUUGUCCACGCAGCAUCUCCCGCCUCCGCCGGUACGCAGGGACAGAGACGCCGCGGGCGGCCGGAGUCCGCCCUCGUACGAUUCCGUGGUCGGCGCAAGUUCCGGCGACGCCAAGGCACCGAGCCUUCCCCCGAGACUGCCUCCGCGAUCUGGUUCCGGAACGCCGGAUCGGACGGCCAGCCCGCUAUCGACGCUCGGCGUGAGCUCCAGCAACCUAAACCAGGGCGCCGUCAAGAGGCUCGGCGCUGCCGGCAUCUCCGUGCCCGCCUUUGGCAUUGGGUCGUCGUCUUCGUCCCCCAGCCAUGCCGAUGCCGAUGAUGCGGCGGCGGGUCCGCCGAAGCCGCCUCGGCCAAACGCUACGCCGCCAUCCCAGCUCAACGAGCUGCAGAAUCGCUUCGCCAGGCUGGGAACGUCAACCACUGUCCCCAGCGAGCCUGCUGCUUCCCCUACCACAGCCCCUGCUGCCACCUGGGCGCAGAAGCAAGCUGCCAUCAAGGCAGCAGCAGCUACGCCACCGUCGCCAUCUGGGUCGGUUCUGGGCCUGGCAGGGAAGAAGAAGCCUCCGCCUCCUCCGCCAAAGAAGAAGCCCAGUCUGUCGGCCAGUCCUGCUGCUGCUGCCCAGGGCCAAGGUCCCGCGCCACCACCUAUCCCCCUGUCGACUCGUCCGUCAUUUUGA